Penicillium soppii is the source of this 1089-nucleotide messenger RNA. RefSeq names its product TauD/TfdA dioxygenase family protein. Gene Ontology annotation, cellular component: cytoplasm. Lineage: Eukaryota; Fungi; Ascomycota; Eurotiomycetes; Eurotiales; Aspergillaceae. The transcript is spliced from 4 exons. The record is from RefSeq and is a predicted model, not a curated record. The coding region runs from base 1 to 1089 and encodes 362 amino acids. Gene Ontology annotation, molecular function: 2-oxoglutarate-dependent dioxygenase activity.
AUGGCAUCUGCAGCCACUGAAACAGCCACCCCGGUGGUCCCCAUCGUCGAUGAAAAGCUCACCCUGAAGGGUCUCGCGCGUGAGCCUAUCAAGUCGAAUGGAAGUCUUGACGCCUUUGAGUCUUUCGACGUGACUCCGGUCAUUGGCCGAGAGUUCCCCAAUGCCAAUUUGAAGGAAUUUCUGCGCGCUCCUAAUUCCGACGAGCUGCUUCGGGAGCUUGCCCUGACCAUCUCCCAGCGCGGUGUGGUCUUCUUCCGCAAGCAAGAUGGUUUAGAUGAUGACCUGCAAAAAGAGCUUGUCCAGCGUCUUGGAGAACUCUCAGGCAAGCCCAGCACAUCAGGACUGCAUAUUCACCCGGUGGCCAACUCGGGACGUGAGCACAGCGUCAAAGAUGACGAGAUCAGCGUAAUUAGCUCUGCGCAACGAAAGAAAAUCUACAAUGACCGCAACCAGCGAGGGCAGAGUGCACGGAGGGAAUGGCACAGCGAUAUCACUUUCGAGCCCAUCCCCAGCGACUACACCCUUCUGCGUCUUACCGAACUUCCCAAGACCGGUGGUGAUACCCUUUGGGCUUCAGGCUACGAGGUCUACGAUCGCCUUUCUAAGCCCUACCAGAAGUUCUUGGAAACCUUAACCGCAACAUAUGCUCAGCCUAGGUUCAACGAGGUUGCCAAGAACAACGAUUUUAAGAUUCACCCUGGACCCCGUGGUGCGCCUGAAAACGUGGGCGAGGAGCUAAUCGCCGAGCACCCCGUCAUCCGCACCAACCCUGUUACCGGCUGGAAGAGUGUCUUCGCCGUCGGCACACACGUUCAAAAGGUCAACGGUGUCACUGAAGAGGAAAGUCGCCAUCUUCUUCAGUGGUUUGUCAGUCUCAUUGUCGAAAAUCACGACCUUCAGGUGCGCCACCGCUGGCAAAAUCCCAACGAUCUCGCUAUCUGGGAUAACCGAUCAGUGUAUCACGCUGCGACUUGGGAUUAUGAUAAUCUCGGUCCUCGUACUGGACAUCGUGCUGUUGGUCUUGGAGAGAGGCCUUAUUUGGACCCUAAUAGUAUUGGACGACGGGAAGCACUUGAGAAUAGCGAAUAA